Messenger RNA from Racocetra fulgida, 149 nucleotides. Lineage: Eukaryota; Fungi; Glomeromycota; Glomeromycetes; Diversisporales; Gigasporaceae. The record is from the annotation of a GenBank genome assembly.
AGGGUGCACUAUGGCCUAAACAAGUAGCAGCAAGAGAAGACGUUCUUUCUCCUCAUCAUCAAGAGAGUAGUGAUAGUGGUAGUGAAAACAGUUUUAGUAGUGAAAGUAUCAAUAUAAGCAGUGAUAAUGAAUAUUUAGAAGCAUUUAGG